GGUAGUUCGCGGUACUCCGUGCCAGUGUACUGUUCUCACCGCAUCGCUGGUUCGCCGGUUUCUAGUCCCCUGUUCGCCGCACUCGUGGACAGAUCAAUUAUUUUAAAUAUACCAAUCUCCACCGAGCAUCAUUCAAUCGAAAGUAGAGAUCAUAACUACUGCUUCUUAUACAGAGAAAAUAUUUAAAUCCAAGCCUGAUUAAAGAAAUAGUAAGCAGAAAAGCAAACAAAUCUUUCCCUUAAAGUGUGUUCGAUCUAUUCCAGUUUUUUCGGAUGUUUUUAAAAAUUGAACUGAUUCACUCCUCCGUGUAUCUUUUUUGUGCAAUAUCGACGGGUAACUUGAAGAAAUCGGUUAAAUAGUUUUAGUGGACUAAUAAAGGCAGUUUAUUUUCUGUGUUUCGUUCGAUUUUAACUAUUGUGCAAUCUUUUUUCGUUAUAUCACACACAGAGAGUGGGGAUCAUACCCUUUUGAGUGAAAUUUAUUUAUCUACACUUUUUUCUAGUCAAAGCAAUAGUGAAUUUUCGGAUACAGUUAUUUUUCAAUACAAUAGAACCUAAGCCUUUUUUCUCUGCGCUAAAAUCUUUUGUUUAAUGUCAAUGUGCAAUUUCAUGUGUUGAAAAAAUCAUGACUUGUCCUCUUCUGUACUCCAAUUGAGAAGCUAAACUUUUUAAAAUGCAAUUUUUCUGCAGUUAUAAAGUUUUUUCGUCCAACGGCUUUCACAUGUGCACCUCCAAAACAUGAAUUUUGAUUCGAAGUCCUGAUUCGUGUUUCUUUUGCAGAUAACAACUUUCAUAAUACUUCUUUGUUUAAGGCAGCGCGAUGAUCGGGCCGAACUGCAAGGAGCCGCGCGCAACCGCCAAGGGGCCCAUCAAGGAGACGAAGAAGCGGAAAUCGCGGGAAACCCGCGAGGGGAAGCAGGGGAGCAAGCGGAAGAUCGCCCCGAAGAACGGGGCGGAAGAGACGACGAAGACCGUGGCGGACAACAAGGUGACCCUGGUGAAGAAGAGCAAGUGCCUCGUGAAGACGGGUGACACGACGGAGAGGCUCGCCUUCGACACGAUCGAGAUGCACAGCCUCGGGGACCCGGACCCGAUAGUAGCGCUCCCGAAGCUCCCGCUGGUCAUCAACUCGAAGCGGAUCGACGAGCUCAUCGACGAGAUGGAGUCGAUGACCAACGGGAAGCUCCCCGGCCAGGAGAAGGACGAGUCCAUCAUCGAGGAGUUCCUCGACAUCUCCCAGUGCCGCAUCGUCCACGACGACGAGGGCAACUUCAACCUCAUCAACGAGCACGCCAACCUGAUCGACGAGCACGCCAACCUGAUCGACGAGCACGCCAACCUGAUCGACGACCACGCCAACCUGAUCGACGACCAGGAGCUCAACUCCUUCACGGCCAAAGACUACUACGACUACAUCCUCGGCUACGGGGAGCAGGAGGAUGUCGUGUCCUCGACUUCCGGGCCCGCUCCGGUCCCGGCCCCUGCGGGGCCGAUCCACGCGCCCGUCUCCGAGCCGGCGAACCCGGAACCUGCGUCCUCCAAGCCGACCUCCAAAACGCCGCCGCCGGCGACGGAAGCGGACGACUUGAACGAACCCAACUUCAGCUGGCUCCUCAAUUUUAAGGUGGCGUCAAUUUUCGACCCGAACGCAGACCCUGGAUCGAAGGACUCGGAGGAGGAGGCCAAAGAGGCCCAGAAAGUCGAACCUAGGCCCACGAAACCUCCCUUCACGUACACCGAGCUUAUUGACCAGGCGCUGAAAGAAAAGGGCCAGCUGACUGUCUCCAACAUUUACUCUUGGAUAUCUGAAAGGUUCCCGUUUUAUAGGCCAAAUGAUGACAGAUGGAAAAAUUCUGUUCGGCACAAUUUGUCGAUCAAUCCUCAUUUCCGGAAAGGCAACAAAGCUCCCCACGGCGCCGGUCAUUUCUGGAUUCUCAGCAAUAAUGAAGGAGUCACCACCACAACAACCCCCACCACAACAACCACCCCAACGACCAUCCCAGCUCCAGAACCACAGUCGCAGCCGUCGCAGAAGAAGAGCGAGAGCCCGGUGACAGCGCCAGCGGCGGCGACGACGGAGGGCGAGACGAAGGACGACUACAACUGGGAGGAAGUGUUGGAGGCGACACGGAACAUCGAGCAGACUCUGAGCGGGGACGCCUUCUCCCUGGACUCGGGAAUCCUGUGCCAAAGGGACGACGGGAGGGUCUCCGAAGAGGGCAAAGGGCCGGGCGUGGAGGCGGACGCGCUGUCCCUCUCGCUGUCGCCGGUCCUGUCGGCCGAGCGGGACCCGACCCUCCACGAGACGGCCGGCGACAUCCUCAACGGGAUCAAGAAGCGCGUCGAGGUCCAGUACCUCGAGCCGAUCAACCAGAUGAGUCACGGCAGCCAAAUCAUCGACCACAAUGACGAUCAGGACCAUAGCGAGUGUUUCUUCACCAGCAGUAUUCUUAAGGAAAUCGAUGGUGGCAUCUGCCUAUUGGAGAGAGACAACGACUACCUCAUGAGUGAUCUGAAUGAAACUUUAUUCAACGAGGCGCUAAACUUCCAAAGUUUCACUCUUUCGUCCCAUCUGUGACAAUAUCCGGAUUAAACUGUGCAUUGACAACCAAACGUAGACUCCUCAGCAAGCUUUCUUUGAAACUUGCCGGACCGAUACGCGACACAAAUGAGUGUUGGAUGCAGAUUUUUCAUGGGAUCGAUACUACCUAAAAGGAGCUACGUUACAUUGCUUGUGGCCAAAAUGACAUUGUUUGAAUGUCUAACAUAAAAUUUAUAAGUUGUAAAUUUUUAGAUGACCAAGCAGUAGGUAAAAUAAAUGUUGUUAGUUGGGAUUUUGCAAUACAGCAUUCCUCCGUACAUAGUACCAUUGACGUACUUUUAUUGGAUUUAUACAUUCCUUAUUUAUUGAGAUUUUAUUUUUUCCUUCUUUCUUUGAGGAGGAGGGGGGGACAUAUUGACAUUGGAACUGUCCAAAGUUGAAUUUUCAAAAUACUUAUAAAACCAAAA
Molecule: messenger RNA, 3008 nt
Organism: Bemisia tabaci
Lineage: Eukaryota; Metazoa; Arthropoda; Insecta; Hemiptera; Aleyrodidae
Biological process (GO): regulation of DNA-templated transcription
Cellular component (GO): nucleus
Molecular function (GO): cis-regulatory region sequence-specific DNA binding; DNA-binding transcription factor activity
Source: RefSeq, a predicted model, not a curated record